Molecule: messenger RNA, 2328 nt
Organism: Gregarina niphandrodes
Lineage: Eukaryota; Apicomplexa; Conoidasida; Eugregarinorida; Gregarinidae
Exons: 3
Coding region: 1-2328 (775 amino acids)
Source: RefSeq, a predicted model, not a curated record
AUGCAGAAGCUGAAGGAGUAUUUGGCGCAGUAUCAGCUACCAGUCGUGUUUGCGACAGGGGAACACCUAGGCCGCCACAAUCCUUGGAGCAUGGCUCAAGGCAAGUUGAAAUCGACUGGCGAAGAAGCCACUGUACUUUUCCAUCAGAAUGAAGCAAUGGAUGCCGGCACAAUUGACUACUUAAAAUUGGACGCUAUCUCAUUAUGUCGAUACCGCCAUCCUGGAAUUGUGUCUCCUUUGAUUCCGCUGUACAGCAGUCCUGCAGUUACUUUGAUAGCUAUUCGACCGGUCUCAACAAUAUUACAAAGUACGACUAGCUCGCCCGCACCCUGCACAACCCUUGAUCCGUGUGCAGAGCUACGAUUAAAACUGUCAUUGCCUGAAGUGCUCCAUGGAUUACGAGAUUUACAGUCAACUGUAGAAUUCCUUCACUCUCAAUGUCGUAUCGCUCAUUUAAAUAUAUGUCCUUCAACAAUAUACGUUGAUCGUAAUGGCAAAUGGUUGUUGGGUGGAUUUCUGUGCUCGGCACCCAUCCAGGACCGUUUGGGAGGUAUGUUGAACAAUUCUGGCGCGGUAGGCGGAACAUCCAUAUAUAACUGUUUUGAUGGCAGUACAAGCCUGGAUGAAUGUGACCGGUUGUCGCUGAGUAUCAUCGCCAAAGAGUACCUCUUAUGCGUACAGGGAUUGAUACCACCUCCUGGAGGAGUGUCAGUUGACUUAACAAGAACAGAUCCUGUCGGAAUCAAGUUGGCUAGGGAGUUCUUAGAAAGACAAUCACGAAAGCAUUUAAGCCACCAAGAGCUAGAAGUUGUCCAUUCCCUAAUUCGUGGUCCUACUGGCGAUCCGAACAAAGGUGCUGGGGUUGCAGAUUUGCCCGUGUUCAAAUCCAAGGUAAUGACAAUAUAUGAAGGAUUCGACGAAUUCCAUAAAAAACCGGUUUACGAGCAGUUGCGAUUCUUGGAGCAUAUAUUGCAAGACCCUUAUGAAAAUUCUUUGGGUCGCGAUCGGCAAACUUCUAUCAAUAUCUCGGUUUUGAAAGAUGGCGGGGAUGACUUAAUGAAGGCAUCUUUCAUUAAUAGCCACAUUCUACCGUCCCUUCUAACUUGCAUCAGUAGCGAUACUAGUUGCAGGGAUUUCUCUCGUAUCAUGCCUAGGAUAAUUUACGCCAUUUUACAGUGCGUCAAACUCGACCAUAAAAUGUACCACACACGUGUUUGGCCAUAUCUAAAAAAAUUAUUGAGCGCAAGAGAAAUUGGAAUUAAUGCCGUCACUCAGAUACUAAAGGAAGUGCCCUUCCUUCUAUCCCUCGACCCGGCCCAGGAGAGUGUCUGGAUACAGUUUGUGGUCAAGUGUAUCAGCAUAAAUGAGGCUACCAUACAAUCGAUAGCGAUUCAGCAGUUGCCGAGGGUAAUCAAGAAUCUAAGACCCAACACUCUGGAUACCGCUCUCAAUACCGUCGGUAGCAUCGUAGCCAGCACGGCGGCGGUCUUCGGUCAGAGUUCGCAAGGGGUACAGAAUCCUGGCGUGACUGAGAAUAGAGUUGGUGACUCACAAAAAUCUACGGGAAGCGGACUUUUAAGCAGCGGCGUUGAUGCUCUCGUGGCGACGUUAAGUACUGCGGGCAUUCGCCCCACGACCAGCUCUGGCAUCACACUGGUCGACAUUGUCAAGGCAGUUUGCACCACGGUCACUCGUAGCCCUUCUGCGGUCUCCGCGACCGGCUCCACGGCCGGGGGCGCCGCAGCGGGGGCGGGGGUUACUCCUGAGUUGCGCACUUGUGCGUUCCAAUGCUUCCACGAGCUAUUGUCCGUGUUGGACUUCGACACAAAGAAAGAUUUAAUUGUGCCUACCAUUAUCAAAAUUGUUUCGGAUGAUGCAUCAACUCAGGUAAGCAGGGCAGCAGUCAGCCUCUGCCGACAGACUCACUGGGGCUUCUCCCUCCACGAGCGCGUUCGGCUCCUCCUUCCCGUGUUGCUGGUGGUUAUAUCUCAUGAACAUCUGGACCAUGACACGUACCACGAAGCGAGAAAAUUGCUGCAAGAGAAUCUACAACAAAUUUACAACGUAAGAGAUGUUCGGUCCGGCACCCAGCUCGUUAGCGCCAGCCAAAUUGUUGUUGCCAACCAACUCGGAGCCCAAGACCCGAAACCGUCUAUGACUCAAGGACGGACAGAGCCCAAAGAACAGAAUGGGUCAGCCAACCGGCAACUGCAAAACAGAACGGAAGGUGGAACGAAAGUCGGGCCCCCAAAGUAUGAAAAAUCACUCGACGAUCUCUUUGUGAAUGAUACCAGUACUGAUCCGUUCGACGCGCUUAGGCAUCUCUAG